This is a messenger RNA of Podospora pseudocomata, 1580 nucleotides long. It is a transcript of the gene CDC36, whose product is annotated as transcriptional regulator. The transcript is spliced from 4 exons. Gene Ontology annotation, cellular component: CCR4-NOT core complex; P-body. The coding region runs from base 408 to 1580 and encodes 390 amino acids. The record is from RefSeq and is a predicted model, not a curated record. Lineage: Eukaryota; Fungi; Ascomycota; Sordariomycetes; Sordariales; Podosporaceae. Gene Ontology annotation, biological process: regulation of DNA-templated transcription; nuclear-transcribed mRNA poly(A) tail shortening.
UGCGGUAUAAUUUUUGUGGAGAAUGCACGGACCCGCUUGCGAUCCCUUGAGCUUUCCCGCCCUCAACCAAGCGCCCAUCCUUGGUUCAGUUACAAGCGUUUGCAUGAUUCGUAGCGCUGUCUCGAAAACGCGACAUUGGCUGGCCAUCACCACCGUUUUACCCUCUUCGUCCCAAGAUAUUCUCUAUCCAGUCUCGUCUAGGAACACAUAUAUAACUACGAACCGAGACACCUCUGAACCCCGCGUUCCAAAUGAUGAACCGGCAAGGACCAUUACGACAAGUGCCCUACGGGCAACAGCCGCCUCAGCAACAGCCGGGGCGCCCAGGGCAGGCGAGGGGGCUACCUAAAGCGCAGCAAGGUGAGAAUGCACUGGGAGGAGGAUAGGUCUGGCAGAACGACGUUGACAUGCAUGACUGCGUAGCGGCGAUGAACAAUUCCAAUUGGGCGUUUGGCAAUGGCGGCGGUCUAUCGAUGGGGGGGAAUGCGAACCUCAGUAUGGGAAUGCGGCCGCAAGCAAGUGGAAAUCUCAGUUUUGCCCAGAGCUUGAUAGGCUCGCAGCAGCAGUCGGCGACGUUGGACCCAUCGGAGUUUCCAUCUCUGUCCAACACGGCGCCAAAUCAAUCAAACCCUGCAUCUAUGUGGGCGCAACAACCAUCCCGCAAUAUCGGUGGAGGAGCUCACCGGGGGCCCCAGACGCCCUUAUCAGCGCAUCCGGGCCAACAAGAUGAUCUAUUCACAUCCUCUCGACUUGCCUCGACUGCGCAAUCGUCUUUUCGUUUUGGCAACCAGGGAGCCGUGAACCAAGCGCCCCAGGGAGGACAGGCUGACGAGUUCCCACCAUUGAACCGAUCAACGAACGGCGAAAUAGGAGGGCAAGAUCGGGGUCCAGGUCUGAUGUCGAAUAUGGGGUUCGGCCAAGGGGGCGCCCCUUCUACUAGGGGUGUGUCCCACGCAAACCUAGCUGGGAACGGUCUUCUCAACGCCCUGUCGGCUACUUCCCGGACAGGAGAGGUUAUUUCGCCAACGUCGAUACAAAGGUCCCAAGGGCCUCGAAGUCCAGUGGACGAUGAAGAACCGCGCCAAAAGCCACCCGGGUUUCGCGAGGGCAGCGUGGCGUCACAUACUUCAGGAAAUGAUGCGGUCGGCAGAAAUCCGUUAGGCGCUAUUGGUAACGACGCUCCUUCGGGCAAGGCGAGAGAGGAGGACCGAGGGCAGCUCCCGGAUGUUGUUGAUCCUCUUGAAGGGAUGUCUCCUAUUGACAGGUGGGGGAUCAAGGGGCAUCAGACUUUGAUGAACAAUUUCCCCGACUACAACAUCAUUGGCCAUGGGAUCGAGCCAUCGGUUCUGGGGUUGGAUUUGCGUUCCACCGACCUGAUUUCCACGCAGAUUUACUCGCUGUUCAACGCCAUGCCUCCAAGGCCGGCGGUUCAGAAUUUCAAGCUGCCCGACUGCUACGAGGUCAAAAACGUACAGCCCAUGGACGUGAAAAUUAGUAGCUUCAACGAGGAGACCUUGAUGUGGAUCUUUUACAGCUGUCCGCGGGACUACAAACAGCAGUUGGCGGCGAUGGAGCUGUGA